Aphanomyces invadans is the source of this 1777-nucleotide messenger RNA. RefSeq lists its product as hypothetical. The record is from RefSeq and is a predicted model, not a curated record. Lineage: Eukaryota; Oomycota; Saprolegniomycetes; Saprolegniales; Verrucalvaceae. Gene Ontology annotation, biological process: amino acid transmembrane transport. Bases 24 to 1433 code for a protein of 469 amino acids. Gene Ontology annotation, molecular function: amino acid transmembrane transporter activity. The transcript has 3 exons.
CUUUGCCACGUGCUUCCGCCACGAUGACGACGACGGUCGGCGCCCCAGAAACGCUGCAGCAUGGCGUGGCCGAAACCCUCGAGUUCGAACCGGUGUCGAUGGGCGAGUACCUCCCAUCGCCGCGGAGCACGGACGUCGAAUCCAUCGGCGAGUCGCAGCCACUCGUGCAUGAUGCCAAAGAACACAAGGAACACCACCACCACGAAGGCACGAUUAUUGGGUCGACGAUCACCCUGACCAACACAAUCUUGGGUUCUGGCACACUCGCUGUACCGUUCGCAAUUGCGUCGAGCGGGUACGGUGUCGGCGUUGCAGUCAUGGUUACGAUCGCGCUUCUGACUCAGUACUCGGUACAUUUGCUCAUGCUGGCCAGUGACGCCGCGGGUAACGCUGCGGCCAAGACGUACGAAAGCCUCGGACACCACACGAUGGGCAAGUGGGGCACCUACCUGGCCGAGUUUACCUUUAUUUUCGGUGGUUUUGGCACUCUCACGUCGUACUUUAUCUUUAUCACGGACCUGUUUUGCGUCGUGCUCGCCGUGCCCAAGGCCUUCCGUGCGUGGGUCACCGUGGCAUGCACCGUCGUUGUCAUCCUGCCGCUCUCGUUGCUCCGCAAGCUCGGCAAGCUGCGCCUGUCCUCGCUCCUCGCGACGUGUGCGGUCGGCUACGUCGUCAGUUUGUUCUUGGUUGUGUACGUUGUGGUGCAAACCUCAAACAACCCGCUCGUCGUCGACGCUCCUGCGAUGCGCUUGUCGUCCAACUCGGUGUACACUGUGACGCUGUUGAUUCAAGCGUUUGCGUGCCACAACACUGCUCUCCCCGUGUACGAAGAGCUUCAGGACCGCAGCAUCAAGCGCAUGAACCAAGCCGUGUUUGGUGCGAUAUCCCUCGCGUUUGGACUCUACUCCGUGAUCGGGUUGUGUGGGUACUUUACGUUCGGCGCGGCCACCAUGGACAACAUCCUGGUCAACUUCACGCCCGAAUUCGUGGCGACGUAUCCUGGUGUCCGUGAACCGUUGCUGUUUGGCCGGCUCUGCAUGGCAAUUGCCUUGCUCUUCUGCGCGCCGAUUGCCACAUGGCCGUUCCGAUCGUGCGUGUUGUCCGUGUUUCUUCGUGUGAAAAACGGUCACCAAACGCCGAGCUCGGCCGCGACCGACACGGAAUUCCGCGUCAUCACGGCGGCGUUGCAGGGCCUGAUCUUGUUUGCCGCGAUCUUUGUUCCGUCCGUCAAAAUUCCGUUGAGCAUCGUCGGGUCGGUCGCCGGAUCGUUGAUCAUUUUCAUCAUGCCGUCGCUCUUUUACGCGCUCCAGCACCGCCCCGUCGUGUCGUGGGCGAACACAGGCCCGCUUUUCAUGUUGGCGCUUGGAGCAUGUGUGUUUGUCCUGUGCUUCAGCAUGACCAUGCUCAAGCUCAAAAAGGAAUUCUUUCCAUGAGCACGGUCCUGGCAAACACAUUCACUUGAGAGCGUGUGAAAAUGUACAUAAUAAACGUGUUCAAGACGUUCGAGACUGCGAGGGGGUCGGUCGACUGGACCCGUUCCGAAGCACGGCUAGUGGCCAGCGCAUCGUCGCUCACACGAAUCGACGUUGAUGCUGGCCACGGUGCAUGCCCACAGAAAGGGUGCAUGUGCAUGGGCCUAGUAAAAUUAUCCACGCGGUGCUGCGUGUACAACCUGGGAUGGCAAGUGUGCACGUGGAUCGCGCGGCUCGCCGACCGACUUUAGUGCGGCAGGGUGAAUAGAGCUCGUCGACAAUGGAACGCCCGACAAAGUGACGAC